Messenger RNA from Otolemur garnettii (small-eared galago), 3197 nucleotides. It is a transcript of the gene TMPRSS6, whose product is annotated as transmembrane protease, serine 6. Gene Ontology annotation, biological process: proteolysis. The record is from RefSeq and is a predicted model, not a curated record. Bases 177 to 2579 code for a protein of 800 amino acids. The transcript has 18 exons. Gene Ontology annotation, molecular function: protein binding; serine-type endopeptidase activity. Lineage: Eukaryota; Metazoa; Chordata; Mammalia; Primates; Galagidae.
CCAUGGAGCCUGGGGCCACAGGCCACAGGGGACAAGGGCCAGACACCCCGGCCAUGGCUCCAGGCCAUUGAUCCAGCCCAGGCCGGCCAGGCGGGGGUUGGGAGACCUUGGCCUAGACAAACAGAGGCUCCUGAGGCCUGCGUGCAGGCCCUGCACCUACCUGCCACUCCCAAAGGAUGCCCAUGGCUGAAGCCCCCCAAGUGGCUGGCGGGCAGAGCGAUGGAGGUGAUGGUGAGGAAGCAGAGCCAGAGAGGGUAUUCAAGGCCCCCGAGGACACCAAGAGAAAAGCCCAGAACUACCUCCGCCUGGCGCCCCUGUGGCUGGCCCUGAUCGUGCUGGUGUCAGUGGGAGUGCUGCUCUGGUACUUCCUAGGGUACAAGGCAGAGGUCACAGUCAGCCAGGUGUACGCUGGCAGCCUCCGCGUGCUCAAUCGCCACUUCUCCCAGGAUUUCGCCCACCGGGAGUCCAGUGCCUUUCGCAGCGAAACUGCCAAAGCCCAGAAGAUGCUCAAGGAGCUCCUUGCCAGCACCCGCCUGGGAACUUACUACAACUCCAGCUCUGUCUACGCCUUGGGGGAGGGACCCCUCACCUGCUUCUUCUGGUUCAUUCUCCAAAUCCCCGAGCACCGCCGGCCAAUGCUGGGCCCCGAGGUGGUGCAGGCGCUGCUGGUGGAGGAGCUGCUGUCCACGGCCAACAGCUCGGCCCCUGCCCGCUACAGGGCUGAGUACGAGGUGGACCCUGAGGGCCUGGUCAUCCUGGAAGCCAGCGUGAAAGAUAUAGUUGCACUGAAUUCCACGCUGGGCUGUUAUCGAUACAGCUAUGUGAGCCUGGGCCAGGUCCUCCGGCUGAAGGGUCCCGACCAACUGGCCUCCAGCUGCCUGUGGCACCUGCAGGGCCCCAAGGAUCUCAUGCUUAAACUCCGGCUGGAGUGGACACUGGCUGAGUGCCGGGACCGCUUGGCGAUGUUUGAUGCAGCUGGACCCCUGGAGAGGAGGCUCAUCACCUCGGUCUACGGCUGCAGCCGCCAGGAGCCCGUGGUGGAGGUCCUGGCAUCGGGUGCCAUCAUGGCGGUGGUCUGGAAGAAGGGCCUACAUAGCUACUAUGACCCCUUUGUGCUCUCUGUACAGCCCGUGGCCUUCCGGGGCUGUGAGGUGAACUUGACGUUGGAGGGCCGGCUGGAGCCACAGGGUGUCCUCAGCACCCCAUACUUCCCCAGCUACUACUCACCCAGCACCCACUGCUCUUGGCACCUCACGGUCCCCUCCCUGGACUAUGGCUUGGCCCUCUGGUUUGAUGCCUAUGCACUACGGAGACAGAAAUAUGACUUACCGUGUACCCAGGGCCAGUGGACAAUCCAGAACAGGAGGCUGUGUGGCCUCCGCACCCUGCAGCCCUAUGCUGAGAGGAUCCCCGUGGUGGCCACGGCUGGCAUCACCAUCAACUUCACCUCCCAGAUCUCCCUCACCGGGCCUGGCGUGCAGGUGCACUACGGCUUGUACAACCAGUCGGACCCCUGCCCUGGAGAGUUCCUCUGCUCUGUGAAUGGACUCUGUGUCCCUGCCUGUGACGGGAUCAAGGACUGCCCCAAUGGCCUGGAUGAGAGAAACUGCGUUUGCAGAGCCACAUUCCAGUGCCGAGAGGACAGCACGUGCAUCUCAUUGUCCCGGGUCUGUGACGGGCGUUCUGAUUGUUUCAAUGGCAGCGAUGAGCAGCAGUGCCAGGAAGGGGUGCCCUGUGGGACAUUCACCUUCCAGUGUGAGGACCAAAGCUGUGUGAAGAAGCCAAACCCCCAGUGUGAUGGGCAGCCCGACUGCAGGGAUGGCUCUGAUGAGCAGCAAUGUGAUUGUGGCCUCCAGGGCCCCUCCACCCGCAUCGUGGGUGGGGCUGUGUCCUCCGAGGGUGAAUGGCCAUGGCAGGCCAGCCUCCAGGUCCGGGGUCGACACAUCUGUGGGGGGGCCCUCAUCGCUGACCGCUGGGUGAUAACAGCUGCCCACUGCUUCCAGGAGGACAGCAUGGCCUCCCCGACACUGUGGACCGUGUUCCUGGGCAAGGUGUGGCAGAGCUCGCGCUGGCCUGGCGAGGUGUCCUUCAAGGUGAGCCGCCUGCUCCUGCACCCGUACCACGAAGAGGACAGCCACGACUACGACGUGGCGCUGCUGCAGCUCGACCACCCCGUGGUGCGCUCGGCCGCCGUCCGCCCCGUCUGCCUGCCCGCACGUUCUCACUUCUUUGAGCCCGGCCUGCACUGCUGGAUCACGGGCUGGGGCGCCCUGCGCGAGGGCGGCCCCACCAGCAAUGCGCUACAGAAGGUGGAUGUGCAGUUGAUCCCGCAGGACUUGUGCAGUGAAGCCUACCGCUAUCAGGUGACACCUCGAAUGCUAUGUGCCGGCUACCUCAAGGGCAAGAAGGAUGCUUGCCAGGGUGACUCGGGUGGCCCAUUGGUGUGUAAGGCACCCAGUGGCCGCUGGUUCCUGGCGGGACUGGUCAGCUGGGGCCUAGGCUGCGGUCGACCCAACUACUUUGGCGUCUACACCCGCAUCACAGGUGUGAUCAGCUGGAUCCAGCAGGCACUCACCUGAGGAGCUGCCUCUGCAGAGCUGGGGCCUAUCUGCUGGACUCAGAGCCCAGGGCACGCACCAGACAUGGGCAGGCAGGCCCUAUGGAGGCAGGAGGUGGCAUCCUGCCCUCAACCCACUCCCUAAUGUUUGCCAGUGAUGGCAGGAGGAAGGAGCAAGGCCCUCCACUGGUGGUCAAAACGACCCCCUGGAACCAGGCCCACCAGGCCCAGCUGAAGGGGUUCACAUCCAGCCCUUUGUCUCCCAAUUCUCUCUCCUCCGUCCCAUUCCUGGUUCAGCAGCAAUAAUGCUGGCUUCCAGGUUCUCAGCAGGGUGUCUGAUGAGAAGCCUCUCCCCAGUGCAGAGGCUGCUGGGGCAGCCUUGGCUCAGGAGAGCAGAUUCCAGCCUGUGAAACCCCAGGUCUAACUUGGGAGGUGGGAGUGGAAGGUGCUCCAUAGGAGGGGCCCUCAGAGCCCCGGAGACUGCCAGGUUGGCCAGUGUCUGUAAGCCAAAGGGUGGGGAAGCCCCGGCUCCAGGGUGUUUGCCCUACCCCUUCCUGCCAGCCGGGCUUUCACUGUCCAGACCCUCUCCUGGCAGUGAGAUGAGCUCAGCUGCCCUAUGAAAUAAAGAUGCCUGACCCAA